AUGGCUGGGAAAAGAGCUCUGGUGAUUCUGGCGAAGGGCGCGGAGGAGAUGGAGACGGUGAUCCCGGUGGAUGUCAUGCGCAGAGCGGGGGUCUUUAAGAAAAUAAUGACAAUUCCUAAUCAAAUUUGCAAUUUCAUUGAUCUUUUUUCCUCUGUCAAAAACCCGGUGCAGUGCAGCCGUGAUGUCAUGAUCUGCCCAGACUCCAGCCUGGAAGACGCCCGCAAACAGGGUCCGUAUGAUGUUGUGCUUCUGCCUGGAGGUUUGCUUGGAGCUUCUCCCGCUGUGAAAGAGGUGUUGAAAGACCAGGAGGGCAGGAAGGGUCUGAUCGCUGCAAUCUGUGCAGGCCCGACAGCACUCUUGGCUCACGGUAUCGCAUAUGGCAGCACAGUUACCACCCAUCCAGGUGCCAAGGACAAGAUGAUGGCUGGUGAUCAUUAUAAAUAUUCAGAGGCUCGAGUUCAGAAGGAUGGUAACGUGAUCACCAGCAGAGGGCCAGGAACCAGCUUUGAGUUUGCCUUGACUAUAGUGGAGGAGCUCAUGGGUGCAGAGGUCGCUGGCCAAGUCAAAGCCCCACUCAUCCUGAAAGACUGAUCAUCAAACUGUGAAGAUCUGUGCUGUUUAAAAUCCCAUUUACAAUUGUACUGCUCUGCCAAUCUGAAAGGGAGUUGAAUUUCCUAGCAUGUGAUUUUCUGAUGUGUAGGAACAUGAAUAUUAAAUGAAAUUGCUUAAAGAUAUUUGACGAGAGUUGUUACAGACUGGCAAUCGAUAACUUAAAUGGCUGUUUAUGGCUUUCUCUAAGGUCUGCUUCUCAGUUCUCUUGCUUUGCACUUAUUAACUUCUGUACCAGAAUAAAAAAAUAGUGCACUAAA
Messenger RNA from Cyprinus carpio (common carp), 869 nucleotides. RefSeq names its product Parkinson disease protein 7 homolog. The transcript is spliced from 6 exons. NCBI's taxonomy places the organism in Eukaryota, Metazoa, Chordata, Actinopteri, Cypriniformes, Cyprinidae. Gene Ontology annotation, molecular function: protein deglycase activity. The coding region runs from base 1 to 591 and encodes 196 amino acids. Gene Ontology annotation, cellular component: nucleus; cytosol. The record is from RefSeq and is a predicted model, not a curated record. Gene Ontology annotation, biological process: guanine deglycation, glyoxal removal; protein deglycation, glyoxal removal.